This is a messenger RNA of Talaromyces stipitatus ATCC 10500, 1582 nucleotides long. RefSeq lists its product as uncharacterized. The coding region runs from base 1 to 1470 and encodes 489 amino acids. The transcript is spliced from 2 exons. Lineage: Eukaryota; Fungi; Ascomycota; Eurotiomycetes; Eurotiales; Trichocomaceae. The record is from RefSeq and is a predicted model, not a curated record.
AUGGCGUCGCCCCCUUGGUACCGAAUCCCGGGCUCUCAUAAGACUGGGAGAACAGCGAAACUCACCAUUUCACUCCUCUUCCUACCAUUGGACACUUUCAUCUUCUUUGUCGCGGCUUUCCUCAACCAUUUUCACUUUUUCCACCAUCAGCAGAGACAUAAUCGACAACUUCUCUUACAAAACCCGCGCUUCUACCCCAAGACAAUUCUCAUCACCGGCAUCAAUACACCACACGGCCUCAAACUAGCACGCCAAUUCCACUACGGCGGUCAUCGAGUCAUUGGCACCGAUGUGGGAUUAUCAUACUUUCGAUCUGGUGGCAGCAUGUCUAAUACAAUUUUCGCCUAUUACUCCCUAUCCGGUAGUAAAUCUCAAUAUGUUUCCAACUUGACUGACAUUAUUCACCGGGAGAAAGUCGACUUGUGGAUUCCAUAUUCCAGCGACAUUACUCCUGUUGAGGAUGCAAUGGCCAAAGGUACGAUUGAAAGUCGGACGAGUUGCAAAUGUCUUCAUCUGAACGUUGACUAUGCGACUCUCUUCGGUCAACAUGAUGCCUUUCUACAGCAUGCGGAAGAGAGAGGGUUGCCUGUUGUUGAGAAACACACUGUUCACUCUCGUGAUUCGGUCCAUCGUAUCUUGAACCGUUCACCGAAUAAAGCCUACCUCAUUCACAAAAUGUCCAAGGGUUCUCUGCGGGACGCCGUUGCCCUACCUAAAAGUACACCUAGCCACACAUAUGCGCAGGUCAGCAUUAUUGCUAUUUCAAAAGACAACCCCUGGGUCCUCAAACAGCGCGCUCGACAAGGCAAUUACUGGGCAGAUCUCGUCCUCGUCCGAGGGCGUGUCAAAGCCAUCAAAAUUCGUUCUUCGCGUCCUCAAAAAGACUCAAGGAUAGAACCCGGAUUAUACGAGAUCAUUAGACGUCUAAUGGACAAUUUUGCGGAAAAGGCGGGACCUCAGAUCAGUGGACAUUUAUCAAUAAAAGUCAUGGUUGAUGAAGAGUUCGCUCCCAAUUCGGUAUGCUAUACGGUAUAUAUUGGUGGCUGCCGGCAAGGAAGCAGUGCCGUUUCGGCUUUGCUGGAUGAUCCUCCGUCGAAUUUGUACACCUCCUACCUGGAAAUGUUAUCUCCAGAAGCCAACGAAAGCGUUGACUCCAGCAUUGAGCCACAAGCAUAUAACAAGUCUGGACGCCCUCAGAAAGAGUCCAAUUACUCGGCUGCCUUGAAUCGCAUACAUAUUCCCAUCUCGCCGGUGGUAUAUGCGGCUGGGAGGCUCUGGGAGCAGACGCAGCAGCUCCAACAUUCAGCCUUGAGUUAUGUCCCUUUUGGUCAUCGACUACAAAAGUAUACACCGUUGGAGGGUAGUGGAUUCUCUGUAUUUGAUCCACUUCCCUGGUGGUGGCAUUAUCAUGUCAGUCAGCCGGUGAACUGUAUGCUGUCAUUGUUCGACAGUGAUGUCGAGACUCAGUGAAGCCUGCAAAUGUAUCCUUCAAUGAGUCAGGCCGCCUAAUGAGAUACGACUUAUGAAGCGACGUACAUAGAGAAUAAAAUAAUGAAAGUAAGUAUGCGAACGUGGCUAUAAG